GUGUAAAGAUGACAGGAACAUAGCCAUGCGCAUCUCUUUCAGGAGCAAGUAGAAAGAAGAACAAAACGGGAUUCCUCGACUGAACUCAUCCACGAUCCAUCCAAAUUCUCCUCCUCAAAAAGAGAACAAAUUUUUGAGUGGCGCCGGCUAGUCUGCCAAUAUAGAGGCCACAGGCCACAGCAACCGAAGCAGCCAUCAUUUCUGCUCCCCAAGUGAGCUCUCCCUCUCCUACCAAAAAGAAAAAGAAAAAAAAAUCCUAAAGGCAGUGAACCACCGGCCACGUCGGCAGCAGCUUCCCCCCAUUCUCCUCGUCGCGCCACCGCCGCCGACGGGGAGGCGCCGCACGAUAUAUACGGUGGCGCAAGCGGCGGUGAGCUAGCUAGGCGGGCGGAGGAGAGGGGGGCGUGGAGGGAUGGCCGGAGGAGGGGGAGGGGGAGGGGGAGGGGUGGGGAAGGUGAAGGCGGGGAGCCGGCCGCCGUGGGUGGGGCUGGCGGCGGCGGUGUGGGUGCAGGUGGCGGCGGGGAGCGCGUACGUGUUCCCGCUCUACUCGCACGCCAUCAAGGAGGCGCUGGGGUACAACCAGAAGGCGCUCACCAUGCUCGGCGUCGCCAACGACGUCGGCGAGAACGUGGGGCUCGUCCCCGGGGUGCUCGCCAACCGCCUCCCGCCGUGGCUCAUCCUCCUUAUCGGCUCCGCCUGCGCCCUGCUCGGGUUCGGCACGCUCUGGCUCGCCGUCACCAAGACCCUCGUCAUGCCGUACUGGGUGUUGUGCAUAGCCUUAUGUAUUGGCACAAACAGCAGCGCAUGGUUGGGCACCGCUGCACUUGUGACCAAUAUGAGGAACUUUCCUCUCAGCCGGGGAACUGUUGCUGGUCUGAUCAAGGGCUAUGUUGCUGUGAGUGCUGCUGUCUACACAGAAACAUUUAAUGGAAUGCUUCAGAACUCUCCCACAAACCUUUUGCUGUUGCUUGCUUUGGGGAUCCCCACCGCAUGUGUUCUGGUGAUGUAUUUUGUUAGGCCUUGCACUCCAUCACUGGAUGAGGACAACGCAGCAGAGCACAGUCAUUUCAUGUUCACACAGAUCUCUAGUGUGGUUCUCGGUGUAUAUCUUAUGGUAGCUACAAUUCUCGGUGAUACUUUAAAACUAAGUGACGCUAUUACCUACCUUUUGUUUGGUAUAAUGAUACUUUUGCUCCUUUCUCCACUGGCAAUACCAAUAAAAAUGACUAUUUAUCCAAACAAACCAAAAAGGGAAAAGACUAGCACCCUUGCACUGUCUUAUUCGACUGAUAGUUUGUCUGGUCCGGAUCAAGAGAAUUCAGAACCACUUCUUGGUGGCACUUCAACAUUUGUCACUGGAGCCAACGAUUCUGAUGAGGCUACUGAUGUGGAUCUUCUUUUGGCCGAGGGUGAGGGAGCCGUGAAUUUGAAAAAGAAAAGAGGGCCUAGAAGGGGGGACGAUUUCACAUUCCGAGAAGCAUUGGUUAAGGCAGACUUUUGGCUACUAUUUAUUGUGUACUUUUGUGGAGUUGGAACUGGUGUCACUGUUCUGAACAACCUAGCUCAGGUUGGGAUGGCUGUUGGUGCUGAUGAUACUACUAUCUUGUUGUGCCUCUUCGGCUUCUGCAACUUUGUUGGCCGUAUCCUUGGUGGGUCUGUCUCUGAAUAUUUCGUAAGGUCAAGAAUGCUUCCUCGCCCUUUCUGGAUGAUGUGCACACAAAUAAUCAUGGUGAUAACCUUCCUCCUUUUCGCAACUGGCCUUCAUAGCUUGAUUUAUGUGUCAACAACAUUUCUGGGCAUAUGUUACGGUGUCCAAUUUGCUGUCAUGAUCCCGACAGUCUCAGAACUUUUUGGGUUGAAGGACUUUGGGUUGAUGUACAACUUCAUGUUGUUAGUGAAUCCCCUAGGUGCAUUCUUCUUCUCAGCUCUUCUCGCUGGUUAUAUCUAUGACAAGGAAGCGGCGAAGCAGCAGCCAGGCGUGUUGGAACCUUCAACCUGCCUUGGGCCUGACUGUUUCAGGCUUACCUUCUACGUUUGUGCCAUCGUUUGUUGCUGUGGAACCCUAGUGAGUGUGGUUUUCAUAGCGAGGAUAAAGCCAGUUUAUCAGAUGCUCUAUGCAAGCGGAUCGUUCAGACAUCCUCGGAGUCAACAACUCCAUUGAUGGCACGCGCAUGAACACAGACUAUUUUGGAGAGAAUUAUCAGCUCGGUGUGUAUAGUUGGCUUUCUUAUCACUUCAUAUCCCAGUGCUGUAUUGUCCUACUGUUGCUUGGUCCGUCCCCGUUGGAUCGGAGAGUUAUUUUGAUUUCAUCUGUACCUGUUCUGUAAAGCUUGUGAUCAGUAGCAGACUAGCAGUUACCAGCAUACAGCCGGCUGUCGAAGGGAUGAAACUUGGGGGCGCGUAUACAUGGUGGGGCCGUUCUUGUGCUUGUACAUCAAGUUUGAGAAUGUUGUACAAUAUCUUCUUCAUCCCACUGACGCUGUUAAUACCAUGAGUGCAAUGAGCCUGGUUAUGUGUCUUCUUUUUUUUUUCCCAUGGAAACUGAUUAUGUGUAUGUGUCUUGUUUUCUAUGGUCUGAACAUCUGAAUUUCAGUA
Molecule: messenger RNA, 2595 nt
Organism: Oryza sativa Japonica Group (Japanese rice)
Lineage: Eukaryota; Viridiplantae; Streptophyta; Magnoliopsida; Poales; Poaceae
Product: protein NUCLEAR FUSION DEFECTIVE 4
Biological process (GO): transmembrane transport
Cellular component (GO): membrane
Molecular function (GO): transmembrane transporter activity
Source: RefSeq, a predicted model, not a curated record